Messenger RNA from Cercospora beticola, 2319 nucleotides. RefSeq lists its product as uncharacterized. NCBI's taxonomy places the organism in Eukaryota, Fungi, Ascomycota, Dothideomycetes, Mycosphaerellales, Mycosphaerellaceae. The record is from RefSeq and is a predicted model, not a curated record. Gene Ontology annotation, molecular function: ATP binding; ATP hydrolysis activity. Gene Ontology annotation, cellular component: mitochondrion.
CAAUGGGAUGACUCCAGAUACAACACUUUCAUCGCGAUUUCCCUGCUGAGGAGAUGUGGAGGCGGCUGGCUGUGAGGACGCCGCAAUGUCGACAAUUUCAUGCGACACGCCUGUGUCGUAGCGCCGAGGACAUCAUACGGAUAGGGAACGGCACCUUUUAUCGGAAUUAUCCCUCAGAAACAGAUGCGGCAGGCACAAAUCCCGCUCUAUUUUCGAAGCUCGACUUUCGGUUACCUACACGCGUAGGGCCUGACGGCAAAGCUCAAUACUGGUCGGUCUUAUCUCCUUCGUCCUUGGCCAGGACUACAUUUCUUCAGAUUCUGGCUGCCCAGCACAUAUGUAUACCUCCGGGCGCAAGGACAUAUCCGCUAUUGGCUGAGCAGUCCAAGGCUCCACAGCAUGCGAUCAAGUAUGUGGGAUUCGAUGCCGAACGUGGCAGCAGUGUCGGUGGAACCAGCGUUCGAGGAGCAUAUUUGAGUGCCCGAUACGAGAGUCGUCGCGAAGAAACAGACUUCACAGUGUACGACUACCUCACUGGACAUACCGAACUCAAUGCCCUCGAACAUGAGCAGACUGAACAGGAAAAGGCGAUUCUGGAAAGCGUUCUUGACCGCCUGAGAUUACGAGAUCUAUUGCAGAUGCCUGUGGCGAAUUUGUCGAAUGGGCAAACCAGGCGAGCACGAAUCGCGAAAGCACUUGUGUCGCAACCGGAAGUCCUGCUCUUAGAUGGUCCAUUCAUGGGCUUGGAUCCCAACACGGCACGGUAUAUGGCGGGUCUGCUCAAACAGCUUGCCGAGGAACAGAGCCCAAGACUAGUCUUCAGUCUGAGACCGGAGGACGGAAUACCAGAUUGGAUCACGCAUCUGGUCGUUGCAAAUGCAGACCUGGAAGUCGUGGCGCAUGGUCCCAAAAAUGACCUGGCUGUCAACAAGCCCAAGGAGGUUCAGGCUAUUAUGACUGAUGAUACGAAAUCUUCCGGCCGACCCAGGGUUCUUAGCAAAGAUGGUUUCGAAAAGCACUCGCCGGCUCUGCCACCAGAUGAACCGAUCGUGGAAAUGCGAGGCGUCAAAGUGAGCUAUGGCGAUAAGACGGUAUUGGGCAACUGGACGCAGACUGUCGAUGGUGAAGAGAGACCUGGUCUCUGGUGGAGCUUGCAUCGAGGACAACGAUGUGGAAUUUUCGGGCCCAACGGCAGUGGCAAGACCACAAUGUUGAGUUUGAUAACAUCUGACCACCCUCAAACGUACAGCCUUCCUAUCAAACUCUUCGGACGCUCGCGAUUACCAUCUCCAGGCGAGCAUGGAAUCAGUCUGUUCGAUUUACAGCAACGCAUGGGGCAUUCGAGCCCAGAGGUACACGCCUUCUUCCCAAAGAAUUUGACAGUCCGACGCGCAAUCGAGUCCGCAUGGGCAGACGCCCCAAUGGCGAAGCCAAAGCUUACUGCCGAUGCUGAUCGACGAGUCGACGCAAUGCUGAGAUGGUUCACGCGCGAACUGAAUCCGGGUUACAAAGGGGAGACAUUGCUAGAAUCCUUUCACCCAAUUCUACAGUCACGAGCCCACGAAUCGAGCAAGGAAGCUUCGGCACUGGAAGUAUUUGGAGAGAAGACCUACGAUGACACAGAUAUCCUGUGGGCAGAAGAGAUUCGCUUCCGCGAUUUGAGCUUCUCAAGUCAGCGUCUGGCACUUUUCCUAAGAGCCAUUGUGGCAAGUCCUGAUCUUGUCAUUCUGGACGAAGCAUUGAGUGGGAUUGAUGAGCAGGUCAGGGACAAGGCUCUGCUCUACCUGUCUCAUGGCGAGAAUAUGGUGUUGUUUAGCGAUACUGGUGAUGAUGGAAGCAAUGCUCGAAAUCGGAAUCCGCAGAAGAGUAUGAUUGCGCGAAUUGGUAAGACAACUUUCGAAGGACUUUCACCAGAUCAGGCGCUUCUCGUUAUCAGCCAUUCGAAGGAGGAUGUGCCGGGCUGUCUUCGGGAAUGGAUCUGUUUGCCGGAGCCUGGAGAGAGCAGAGUGCCGCGCACGGGAACGCUUGCUGGCCCUCUGGAGUUGAACCCUUCUGCAUGGGCGAAUGGAGUGUGGAAGUCUGAGGACUAGAACAAUUGUAUAUGACUGAGAGAAGGGUAAUGCGUCUCGGCCAGACGAUUGUACAUUUGUGAUGCAUCAAGGCGAGUGGGACAACGUAGAACGGAACUUGUACAGAAUAGAUAACUACCUUCCAGAUUGUGAGAGCGCUUUACAAUACCGCUCAUCGAAGCCGGAACCGGCCUUCUCAUCUGGUGAAGCAAGAGCAAGACAUUUCAUUCUCGUGUCCUGUUCGUCAAGC